Messenger RNA from Theileria parva strain Muguga, 1096 nucleotides. RefSeq lists its product as uncharacterized. The transcript has a single exon. Bases 136 to 1053 code for a protein of 305 amino acids. NCBI's taxonomy places the organism in Eukaryota, Apicomplexa, Aconoidasida, Piroplasmida, Theileriidae. The record is from RefSeq and is a predicted model, not a curated record.
CUCAAACCAAUUAAAAUAACUUUAAAAAAUAAUUUAUCAUAUUGUAGAUAAUUAAUUUAAUAAUUGAAAUUAAUAUUUUGAUAAUUCUGUGGAAAAAAUGAAAUUUACCAAGUUGGGUAUAAUUAGUUGGAUUUAAUGGCUGAGGGGCUUGGUUCUCAGGUUUUUGAGGGUAUUUCUCCAGAUUUUAUACCUUUGGAUUCUGAGUACUCUGCAACCGUACAUUCCAGUGCCAGGCAUAAGACUCAGAAAGAGCUUGAGAAGGAGGAAAUUCUCCGGAAACUACAGGGUCUAGUAUCUGGAGAUCGUUUGUUCUUCAAAAAAUCAACCUUAGGACAACAAGUUUCAAACCCGGAAAUCCCAACCACAAAUGACUUUGUAGAGUCAAAACUAGUCUACUGGAUCUACGAUAAAAUGUCAAUUUACCUCCUAAUCAACAUUGAUCCUUACGGGAAAUUAAGAUUCACAUACGGUGACUUGUACCAAAUGGCAGUCUCACAUGAUUUAUUCUUCCACAAGCUGGAGACCAGAUUUGUCAAGAACAUCAAAUCAGAUCAUUCCACGGGAUAUAAACGUGUGGACACAGUGAAAUCACAGUUGAAUUUGGAUACAAUUGACAUUCUGAGACCUGAAUCUGAGAAAAAAUCGAUAAAUUAUGACAUUAAGAGUAGGCCAACUCCUGCCGGCGUUGAGUCAUUUUGCAAGUGCAAAUUCAGUAAUAAAACUGAUUUCAUUAAAAAACUACGCCUACUAAUCAAAACUUCAAAGAGUAAAUUCAUGGACAAAACUGCAGAAAUGAAGGAGCUGAGGCUAAUAACUUCACAAAAUAUUAGAACCUAUGAAUUGGAGAUAGUUGGAUACAUAAUGGACGAGAAUCCGUGGAAUUAUAGUACAAAUCCCUGGGAAGAGCCUGAGGAUGGAAAGAAGAUGGAAAUUGUGGAAAUGUACAAAAAAGCCGUAAAUGAUCCGACAUAUAAAGAUUUAUACCGGCAAUGGCUCAGUAAAUGCAAACUUUUAAUUAACCAAACGGGAACAUCUAUCCAGAAAAUUAAAUAAUUUAAUCUCACAAAUUAUUCAAUAAAUUAUAUAAUAAACAAUU